This is a messenger RNA of Pomacea canaliculata, 3358 nucleotides long. Its product is annotated as zinc finger protein 271-like. Lineage: Eukaryota; Metazoa; Mollusca; Gastropoda; Architaenioglossa; Ampullariidae. The record is from RefSeq and is a predicted model, not a curated record. Gene Ontology annotation, biological process: regulation of transcription by RNA polymerase II. Gene Ontology annotation, molecular function: RNA polymerase II cis-regulatory region sequence-specific DNA binding; DNA-binding transcription factor activity. The coding region runs from base 668 to 3325 and encodes 885 amino acids. The transcript has 2 exons.
UACAAACAGAUUUUAAAUGACACGUCUGACCAAUCAAUCUAAUUGGCAGCAUCCAGUUUUGGGGUGUAUCCUAGUAAAAAACAUCAGCAUACUACAUCAGCUUAAUCACUUAUGAUACAAAUCAUUUUGAGUGCCCAUAUCAGGCAUAGCAUACCCACCUUGCACAAGUCAAAGACAUACUGAUAAUCGACAUACCCAAAAAGGCACUUCACCCCUGUGUACAAUGGACCUUUCCCAACCCUAUCUCCCUUCUGUUCAAUGCACACGACCAACCUAUGACCUACUUCCGUUACUUCAAAAGAAUAUUCUGCUCGACGACUCACAUCAUGAUUUGAAAGUAAAGGGUCUCUAACAGUUCCUAGCCUCUUGUCGCUGUAUCGUAGGGACGACUGUAUAGCAACUUGUUGCUCAGCUGUGAAACUUUCCUCCGAACCUUCAGCGGACUGUCGUAGCCUGGACAAGAGCACGUGGUGCGUUUGCAGAAGUGGCCAAUCGUGAAAUUACCGCCACUGCCUGAACGAAAGCCACCUCCAAUAUCAGGCUUUUGUUAAAGCUGCAGGAACUGAGUCUCAGGAUGUGAAGGAACUAAGGACGUGUGCAGUUUCACUCAGAUAGUACUUUAAGGAUUAAAGAAGAAAUCUUGAAUGUGAUCUUAGAAGAGGAAGCUAUGUCUGCCAUAACCAAUCAAGUCCAGGUCUCAUGUAUACACAGCAUAAAGACUGAACCAAGGUCUGAAGCUGAUCUACAAGAAGACCUAAAUAAUGAUGUAAUGCUUGAGACAGAAAGCACAUUUUGUUCUUAUACAAAUAUGACAUAUUGCUCACCAAUUAGCUGUGUGCAUCUUAAAAACACUUCUGGUCCAGAUUUCAUAAAACUUGAGCCUGCUACGCCUAUUCAUCAAUUAAACUUUAAACAUGAGGAUGGUUUAAAACUGGAGCUUAACUCUCAGGAUGCUAUUUAUUGUAUUAAAGCUGAGGAAGUUCAUGGUGAAGAACUUCAGCACAAAAAACCUGAGCAUGCUGCACACAUUGAGCAUUCAGAUUCUGACACAACUUACAUAAAACCUGAGAUUGCUACGCAUAUUCAUCAAUCAAACUGGAAACAUGAGGAUGGUGUAAAACUGGAGCUUAACUCUGAGGAUACCAUUUAUUGCAUUAAAAGUGAGCAACUUCCUGGUGAAGAACUUUAUUGCAUAAAACCUGAGUAUGCUGCUUACAUACAGCAGUCAGAUUGCAGUCAUGAGAGUGCUGUGAAAGUGGAGUACCACUGUCAAGAUGUCACCUGUUUAAUUAAGACUGAGCAGGAUCCUGUGCAAUGUGCAAAGACAGAAGAGCAGCUGGUAUAUAAGCAAGAAGAACAAGAUCAUCGUCACAUAGUGAAGACUGAGACAGUGUGGCCUGGUCAGCAUGCAGUGUGGAAGAAUAACAUUGAUGAGAAUUGUCAAGAAAUGAAUGCUGCUAGAUGCAUAACUCCUAAGGUGACAGAUAUAUUCACAGAAAGUCAACAGCAUCAGAUUCAUCCAACUGUUACUGAAGUCACCAUUGAUUCAGAAACAGAAAUCCAUAGUGAUGCUAAAUCAUACCAGUGCCAAGUGUGCUUAUCUUCUUUCAGGUUUCCAGCCCUACUCAAGAAACAUAUGGUGAUCCACUCUGAUUUUAAAGCUGACCAGCAUACUGCAUGUACAGCUGCGUUAGAAAGACUAGAUACUUUAAAACACAACCAGGUAACCAACAGUAAUAAGAUAUCUCAUCCAUCCACUUCUUUUAAAACUCCAUCCGAAAAAAAGCACAUGGUGACCCAAAAUGUUGCGAAAACUCCCCAGUGUAGUAUAUGUAAUAAGGCUUUUAAGACUCAAAGAGAUUUAAAAAGACACAUGUUGACCCACAGUAAUGCUAGACCUCACCAGUGCAGUAUAUGUAAUAGAGCUUUUAAGUGCUCAAGUGGUUUAGAAAAGCACAUGUUGAAGCACAGAAAUGUUAGACCUCACCAGUGCAGUAUAUGUAAUAGUGCUUUUAAGACUUCAAGUAAUUUGAAAACACACAUGUUGACCCACACUAAUGAGAGACCUCACCAGUGCAGUAUAUGUAAUAGUGCUUUUAAGAUUUCAAGUAAUUUGAAAACACACAUGUUGACCCACACUGAUGAGAGACCUCACCAGUGCAGUAUAUGUAAUAGUGCUUUUAAGACUUCAAGAAAUUUGAAAGCACACAUGUUGACCCACACUGAUGAGAGACCUCACCAGUGCAGUAUAUGUAACGGUUCAUUUAAGAGUUUAAGUGAUUUAAAAAGGCACAUGAUAAAUCACAGUGAUGAAAGACCUCACCUGUGUACUAUAUGUGGUGUAUCUUUUAAAAAAUCAAAUGACCUAAACCAGCACAUGCAGUCUCACAGUGAUGUUAAACCUCCAGAGUGCAAUGUGUGUAAAGCUACAUUUCUGUGCCCAGAGGAUUUAAUCUCACAUAUGUUGACCCAUAGUGAUGAGAGACCUCACCAAUGCAGUAUAUGUAAUAGUGCUUUUAAGACUUCAAGUAUUUUGAAAACACACAUGUUGACCCACACUGAUGAGAGACCUCACCAGUGCAGUAUAUGUAACGGUUCAUUUAAGAGUUUAAGUUAUUUAAAAAGGCACAUGGUGACUCACCGUGAUGAGAGACCUCACCUGUGUAAUAUAUGUGAUGAAUCUUUUAAAAAAUCAAAUGACCUAAAACAGCACAUGCAGUCCCACAGUGAUUUAAAACCUCCGGAGUGCAGUGUGUGUAAAGCUACAUUUAUGUCCCCAAAGGAUUUAAGAUCGCACAUGUUGACCCACAGGGGUGAGAGACAUCACCAUUGCAGUAUAUGUACUAGUGCUUUUAAGACUUCAAGUAUUUUGAAAACACACAUGUUGACCCACACUGAUGAGAGACCUCACCAGUGCAGUAUAUGUAACGGUUCAUUUAAGAGCUCAAGUGAUUUAAAAAGCCACAUGGUGACCCACAGUAAAGAGAGACCUUACCAGUGUAGUGUGUGUAAAAGUUCAUUUAAGUGUUCAGGAGGUUUAAGAAGUCACAUGUUGACCCACAGUAAUGUUAGACCUCACCAGUGCAGUGUAUGUAAUAUGGCUUUUAAGUCCUCAGCUGUUUUAAAAAAGCACAUGAUGACCCACGGUGGUGUGAAACCACACCAAUGCAGUGUAUGUAAGAAUUCAUUUAGGUCCUUGUGGCAUUUAAAGCACCACAUGUUGAGGCACAGUGAUGCAAGACCUCACAAGUGCAGUUCGUGUAAAGCUACUUUUAAGCGUCCAGAAUCUUUAAGAUCGCACAUGUUGACCCACAGUGGUGAGUGACCUCACCAGUGCAGUAUAUGUGAAAAUUCAUUU